This is a messenger RNA of Lasiodiplodia theobromae, 2094 nucleotides long. Its product is annotated as Cyclin. NCBI's taxonomy places the organism in Eukaryota, Fungi, Ascomycota, Dothideomycetes, Botryosphaeriales, Botryosphaeriaceae. The transcript is spliced from 2 exons. Bases 1 to 2094 code for a protein of 697 amino acids. The record is from RefSeq and is a predicted model, not a curated record.
AUGCCCAGCCCGCCGUACAUGUACGACCCGCCCCAGCGCUACUCGGCCACCUCGGACACUCUCUAUGGCUUCGAUCCCAAGGCCGUCACCAAAGCGAGCCGCAUGCCUCCGAGGAGCCCGCCCAAGAAGCAGGAUGGCCCGCUGGUCGAUUUCAACAAACACCCCGACAGCUACCUCGUCUUGGCAAAUAGCCGCAGCAAUGUGAAGCCAAUGAACCCGAGGGUCAAGAUCGCCAUCAAAUGGGUGCGAUGGGUGCAGCUGGGCUUCAGGGUGCUCCAAUUGAUUGGUGCAAUCGGUCUCCUCAUCUGCGUCAUUUGUAUCAAGGGAACUCAGGACACCGAGGGUUGGAUCAUCCGGAUUCCGGCUGCUGUUGACAUCGUUUGUGAACUCUACGCGAUUUACCACCUUGUCCGCCCCGCUAAGAGCCGCGCUCCGUCCAGCUCUGCUAGCUACCACUUUUUCUCCCUCAUCGUCGACACCGGUCUGAUUCCCUUCUAUGUCUUCACUGCCAUGCUUGCCAACAGCAACUGGCAAGAAGCGCCGGGCACCGAAGGGCGGUGGCGUACCUUCUUUAGCACCGAUGAUGCUACCUCCAAGAUCCUACUCACCACUUGGCUGACUUCUGUGACUGUCGGAGGACUGCAUCUGAUCUCGCUUGGCAUCGGCCUCUACCUUACCCUUGUCUUCCGCAAGAUUGGGAAGCUUCCGCCUGACAUGAACCCGCUUGAGGAUAACUUGACCUCUCGCAGAAGCACUAGGCACAAGCACAAGACUUCAUCGCUAUCCGGCAUCACUAUACCCCCGGAGAAGCGCUUUAGCGAGUUGUCGGGCAGCACGGCUGUCUCCAGCCCCACUAAGUCCUCAUAUGGUGCCGAAGAUCCUCUGAUUCCCGAUGUUCGGACCAUGCCGUUCAUGGACUCACGCAGAAAUUCGGACAUCCUUUACAACCCUCACAACCCUCGCUCGGCUCGUGAAUCGCGCCUUUUCGAAAGCCGACAUGGCAGCAUGAGCCCGCCCAAGCUUGAUCUGAAAAACCUCCCUGUGAAGAUGUCUCCGGGUGGCUACGAUUCCAUGUCACCAACCUCUUCCCCCGAGAGGUCACCCGUCCGCUCCGCCAGGUCCAUGAAGCGUCAAUCUCUGAAGAGCGACAACUGGUUCGUCCAUGCCGAAGGCGAAGGCUCCUCGCCCUCGGACGACGAAGACGAGCCGAACUCCAAGCAGCCUCUGGUCCGCCGCUACUCCUUCGAAGCCGACGACGAUGGCGCCGUCACCACCACCACCAUCUACAAGGACAUUAUCGCUCACAACGGCCCGCUCUCCCCGCUCUCAGACGGCGAAAACACCGGCUACCUGCGUCCGCAACCGCUGCGCAUGAACCCUCCCUCGCCGCAGCCGCCGAUCAACCAGACCAGCAAGAACGGCAACGAUCUGACCAAGAACAAGCCGUCCAUGCCCCCGCCCAUGCCCUCGUUCCAGUCGGAAAUCGGCUCCAUCUCGUCGGACCGCUCCUCCAACAUCGGUCGCGCCCUCACCAUCAACUCGUCCGUCACCCGCACCACCGACGCCUGGGGCUACUUCCCGACCCAUCACCACCACCACCACGGCAGCAGCAGCAACGUCAGCAGCAACAACGGCCGCAACAGCGUCGAGCCGCCCGCCGGCACCCACUCCAACUUCUCCUCGCCAUCGCGCAGCCCGACGCGGAAAGCCCGUUACUACGGCGACCUGCGCGACGCGCAGGAGGGCAUCCUCGGCGGCGGUGGCAACCACCGCUCUUCCAAUGACCCCCGCAGCGGACUUUUCGCGCAGCAUCUCGGCCUGCCUAGCCGCGGCGACGGCACGACCAGGCGCUCCAUUGGCCGCAGCCCCGAACGCCCGGCUUACGCGCGCGUCGAGAGCAGCCCGCGGGUCGUCAGCAGGAGCGGUGUCGAUGUCGAGCUCGUCGAUGGCGAUUUGGGCGACGUGAGGAGGAGUGCGGCACCCGGUAGUGGUGGCGGCAGGCAGAGGAUCGUGAGCGGGAAGGCGGCGGAGGAGGGGUUGGCGGGGCCGGAUUGGGAGGGGGUGACGAGGAGGAAGGUUAGUGGGAUGGUGUAG